Xiphias gladius (swordfish) is the source of this 1029-nucleotide messenger RNA. Its product is annotated as AP-3 complex subunit mu-1-like. Bases 1 to 1029 code for a protein of 342 amino acids. The transcript is spliced from 8 exons. Gene Ontology annotation, biological process: intracellular protein transport; endocytosis. The record is from RefSeq and is a predicted model, not a curated record. NCBI's taxonomy places the organism in Eukaryota, Metazoa, Chordata, Actinopteri, Istiophoriformes, Xiphiidae. Gene Ontology annotation, cellular component: cytoplasmic vesicle; clathrin adaptor complex.
AUGGUUUCACAGUGUGAAGUUAAGUUGGCGGACAUCUGUGUGCAAGACUACUUUGGAGAAUGCUCAGAAGUUGUAAUCAAGGACAAUGUGGUGACGGUGUACGAGCUGUUGGAGGAGAUGCUGGACAACGGCUUUCCACUAGCAACAGAGUCAAACGUCCUCAAAGAGAUGAUCAGGCCUCCCACCAUCCUGCGAUCAGUCGUCAAUACGCUCACGGGAGGUAGUAAUGUUGGAGAUACGUUGCCAACAGGUCAAUUGUCCAAUAUACCGUGGAGGCGGGCAGGUGUUAAAUACACCAAUAAUGAGGCAUAUUUCGAUGUGAUAGAGGAAAUAGAUGCCAUUCUGGACAAAUCAGGCACGACAGUAUUUGCAGAGAUCCAGGGUGUAAUUGAAGCCUGCGUGAGGCUCACUGGGAUGCCGGACCUGACUCUGUCCUUUAUGAAUCCCCGUCUUCUCGAUGACGUGAGUUUCCACCCGUGUGUGCGGUUCAAGCGCUGGGAGUCGGAGCGUGUCCUCUCUUUCAUCCCGCCAGAUGGGAACUUCACUCUCAUGACCUAUCAUGUCAGCUCUCAAAAUCUCGUAGCCAUUCCAGUGUAUGUGAAGCAGAACAUCAAUUUCUUUGAGACGGGACCUUGUGGUCGCCUGGACAUCACAAUCGGACCCAAGCAGACCAUGGGGAAGACGGUGGAGGGCCUGAUGGUCACUGUCCACAUGCCUAAAGCCGUGCUCAGUGCCAACCUCACAGCCACACAGGGAAACUACACCUAUGACCUCGCUACCAAGUUGUUGGUUUGGGACAUCGGGAAACUGAACCCCCAGAAGCUCCCUAACCUGCGAGGCAGUCUGAGUAUCCAGGCGGGAGCCCCCAGACCUGAAGAGAACCCCUCCCUCAACAUUGACCUGAAGAUUCAGCAGCUGGCCAUAUCAGGACUCAAGGUGAGUCGUCUGGACAUGUACGGAGAAAAAUAUAAACCGUUUAAAGGGGUCAAAUAUUUGACUAAAGCGGGGAAAUUCCAAGUGCGGACCUGA